Lotus japonicus is the source of this 2349-nucleotide messenger RNA. Its product is annotated as protein FAR1-RELATED SEQUENCE 5-like. The transcript is spliced from 4 exons. The record is from RefSeq and is a predicted model, not a curated record. Gene Ontology annotation, biological process: regulation of DNA-templated transcription. Lineage: Eukaryota; Viridiplantae; Streptophyta; Magnoliopsida; Fabales; Fabaceae. Bases 1 to 2349 code for a protein of 782 amino acids.
AUGACGUCCGAUUCGCUUGAGUGUCGUGCAAAGCGAAUUGAGGGUUCGAAUCAAGUUGUAGAACAAAAUCGCGAGCAAGGAGGUACUGGAGUUAGGUCUGGCGAUGAGUCUGUUUCAUGUGAAGAUGGGUCCGGCGAAGAAUCCGAAUCAGCAGAAGAUUGGUCCGGCGAAGAAUCCGAAUCAGCAGAAAAUGGGUCCGGCAAACAUUCCGAUUCAGGAGAUGGUGGGUCCGGCGAUUAUUCCGAUUCAAGACAAGAUGGUUCUGUUGAAGAAUCCGAUUCAGGAGAAGGUGGGUCUGGGUUUGAAUCAGGACAGCAAGAAAAAGGGUAUGGCGAAGAAUCAGGAGAAGAAGAAAAUGGGUCUGGCGAAGAAUCAGGAGAAGAAGAAAUUGGGUCUGACGAAGAAUCAGGAGAAGAAGAACAUGGGACUGCGCAGGAGGAAGAAGAUGCGCCAGGUAAUGUUCACGGUCAACACAGUGAACAGAACGAUGAGAUUGCUAUAAAUGGUUUAGAAGACAUGGGGUCUGUUAAUUUCAAGGAACUAAAAGUGAAUGAAGUUCUAAGAUAUCACUUUCCCAAUCGCGAAAUUGGUUUCCUGUUCUACACUUGGUAUGCGAGGAUGCACGGUUUUGCUGCUCGGAAGUCCAGGACUUUCAAAAACACGAAGGGAGAUGUUCUUCAACAGUCAUUUGUGUGCUUUAGGGAAGGUAGAAGAAAGGAGUGGUCUGGUGAUGGUCUUAAGCGGAAGCGUUUUCCUAGAAAAGAGACAAGAUGUGGUUGCAAGGCUUAUUUGCAGUUGCACAUUGACAUGGAGGACAAACGCUGGUAUGUUAGAUCUAUUCUUGAUGUUCACAAUCACGUUCUUGUUGAUGUUAGUAUGGUUGGUUUGGUACCUUGUCAUAGGAGGAUGAAUGAGGGUGAUAUUUUCCAAAUGAAUAACAUGACCAAAGUAGGUGUUAAUACUCCAUUAGCAUAUGGUGUGUUUGCGAGCCAGAUGGGUGGCUAUGAAAAAGUUCCAUUUAGCAAGAAUAAUAUGUAUUUUGAACAAGAUAAGCAAAGGAAGAAAGAUGUUGUUGAUGCUAGAGGGGUGCUUGGCUAUUUACGUUCGUUGAAAGUUUCAGAUCCUAAGUUGUUUUGGCGGCACACAACUGAUGAGGAUGGAAGGCUUGAUAAACUGUUUUGGUGUGAUGGUUGUAGUAUGGCCAACUAUUCCAUAUUCGGCGAUGUAUUGGCAUUCGACGCAACGUACAAGAAGAAUAAAUAUAGGCGUCCUCUGGUUAUAUUUUCUGGUGUGAAUCAUCAUAAUCAGACUAUUGUCUUUGCUUCUGCUCUUGUGUCAAAUGAGAAAGAAGAGACCUAUGUGUGGUUGCUUGAACAAUUCAUGACAGCUAUGAAUGGAAAAGCCCCGAUAUCUGUUAUAACUGAUGGUCAUGUGCCAAUGAAGAAUGCUAUCCAGAAAGUGUUUCCGAGAGCACAUCACAGGUUAUGUGCAUGGCAUCUUCUGAGGAAUGCAAACAGUAAUGUUUCAGAUCCCAACUUCAUUUCGAAACUCACUAAGUGUAUGCUUUGGGAUUUUGAAAUUGGAGAGUUUGAGGAAAAGUGGAGUGAAAUGGUUGUUGAAUGUGGAGUUGAAGACAAUGAGUGGGUUAUUGACUUAUAUGAGAGGAAGAAAAUGUGGUGUGCUGCACAUAUGCGUGGUGAAUUUUUUGCUGGGUUUAGGACCACUUCCAGGGUGGAGGGGCUACAUGCACAAGUUGGUAAGUUUGUUAACUCAUGGAACAACCUUACUGAUUUUAUGCAUAAUUUCAAUCGCUACCUGAGUUAUCAACGCUUUAGGGAGCUUGAAGCGGAUUUUGCUUCCCUUCAUGGUGAUCAUGUUCCUCAAACCCAAUUGAAAAAACUGGAAAUGUCAGCCUCAAACUAUUACACAAAUAACAUUUUCAAGUGGACUAAAUUUGCAAAGGAAUCAAUUGCUGCCUUUGGUUCUCAACCACGUCCAUGGGACCCCAUGAUGUUGUGUAGAUUUUCUGCGUUGACUGUAAGUUGUAAGCGUAUGUCGAAAUUGGCUUGCAUUACACCUGAGGCAUUUGGUGAGACAAAUGCUAUGGUGUUGGCUCAUUACCGGAAGCUUGAAUCUAAUGAUGCAACGUGGUCAAAUGUAAACAUAGUGAAUGAGGAGAAUGAAGAGCAUGAAGGUGAAAGAUAUUUACAGAAUCCACCUUUGCCUAACAUGUUGGGAAAUAGAGCUAGUGCAAGCAAUGGAAGAGGAAGAGGUCGUCGUAGCAAUCGUUGUGGUAUUUGCGGAGUUGCAGAACACAAUCGAACUUCAUGCACUAGGCACACUCAAUGA